Molecule: messenger RNA, 2321 nt
Organism: Ectocarpus sp. CCAP 1310/34
Lineage: Eukaryota; Phaeophyceae; Ectocarpales; Ectocarpaceae
Source: the annotation of a GenBank genome assembly
UGCCACCCAGUGAGGCAGAAAAACACCGCUGGCAAAGAACAACCAAAAUGAGCGUCCGACCGCGACAAAGCUCCCUUAACCCCGUGGCGGUGGCGUUGGCCUCGGCGGCCUUGCUGCUGAGCACGUCGUCCCCCGUUGUCUCCGGCGCCCCCGUGGUUGUCACCGACUACAAGCAGCUUGUUGGAACGAUCGGUUCAAACAACGACUACGACACGGGCGAGCGCUUCGCCAGGGAAGGGAUGGUGCUUGUGCACAAGGGAGAUGAGAGCUGCGCCCCGGACUUCGACACCCUCGGCCUGUCUGUCUUCGGCGAUCACCCAGACAUGUACUCGCUCGUGUCUGUAGAUGCCGACCACGCGGACAAGGAGCUGCUGGACAAGCUGGGUGUCGAUCCUGCCACCCUUUCUGAACCGAAGAAAUGUCCCUCGCUGAGUAUCGUGCCGAGGCGCUCCACCGUUGAAGCUCCGGCGGUCAUUUUGCCCACACUCGACAAGAGGGGAAGCUACCAUCUCAACGCCGUCAAGACCCAGCAGGUUUCCGUGGGCAUCGUGAACGAGAUGGACUUCGACCUGGACAUCCACUACCAGUGGUGGAACGAACCGGUCAAGCCCACGCACAUCAGGACGCUUGCGCCAGGAACAGAGAACUGGAUGCUGAGCUACAAGACCACCCUGGUGUUGGCCCUCAAUAAGGAGACCCAAGAGGAGGUGUCGAGGUACCUCGUUAAAGGCCACGGGCUAUUCACUGUGGCGGAGAGGUCGUGCACCGCCGAGACCUGCGGCACUUCGGAGGGGACGGAGACGCCGCAAGACGUCGCUUCGCGAAAUGCCAGGAAACAGAUGGACCAGGGGCGCCUGGUUAACAACAGGAAGCAGCCGGAGGGGCUUCCGCGGUUCACCGAGGUUGGGUUUAAGAAGACCACGGUGCCGGAUGACGUCUGGGACCUCGUCAAGACCUACUACGAGGAGAACAAGGAAUCGCCGAAGAAGGAAAAGUGGUCUAAGAACAACGUCUUCACCAACAACGUGGAGGCGCCAAGCUACAUGGUCAACCUGCCGGAGAACGGCAAGCUCAAGGAGCAGAUCUUUGGUGGGCUCAGGCCUAUCCUGGAAGAAUGGUCGGGGGUGGAGCUGGUGCAGACGGCUUGCUACGGGGUACGCGUGUACACCAACACGAGCUGGCUGGCAAACCACGUCGACACCAAAGCCACCCACGCCGUAUCCGUGAUCAUGCAGGUCGACCAGGACGUCGAGGAGGACUGGCCUUUGAUGAUCUACGACCACGCGGGCAACGACUACAACAUCACCAUGAAGCCGCGAGAUUUGGUCCUGUACGAGAGCGCGACGUGCGUGCACGGCCGCCCGUCGACGUUCCACGGGAACUACUACGCGAACGCCUUUGUACACUACAAGCCCAAGGAUCCGGAAAAGUGGUCCAAAUUCAUUGAUUGAUUGUAAGAACUUGGGUUGAUUUCACAGCCCCCCAAUAAACAAUAACAUAACUUUUGCAUCCCUUUUUGAUUGACUCGACGCACUAUGGAACGAGAAGAGAAAGGUGCACCGCCCUGGCGGGAGGUGGGAGCGACUUGACGCCGGGUCUCCCGGUAGUAUAUUCUGCGGUGCCGUGCGUGAGCCCAACGCUGUAGUGGGUUCGUGGUGAUGUUCGAUAGCGUUGGAAAUUAGAGUUGAAAAAUGUGACGAUGCGUUGCGUGCUACCCACCUUCGCAGCAGCAUGCUGAGAGAGUUUGCGUGUGUGCGUCUUAUAUAGGACAGCUCUUAUUGAUGGAUUGAUGUGGUGUACGUUCAUGAGAGACACCGCUCGCUGCGGCACUCUCUUCAACCACUAUCCCGCAUGUUUGCCUAUCCUUUUUUACGGGUGUAGUCUACCACCGCCACUAGAAGGGGGGGGGAGGGAGGGGGGGGAUCGGAAACUGCGGGUGGAUGUGAUGGUUUUUCCCCGGAAGUGUCGGUUCUUCGAAGCACCACCGCUGAGAGGGGGUUGGGCGGGAAGCUGCAGUUGAUGAGGUGCUUAGGGUAAGGUGUGUCAGUCAGGGCGGGCGGGUUGUGUGAAUCGUCUGUGUUGUUUUUGCCUUCAAAUGGCGUGUCUUUGCUUCUUGCUUCGUUCAUUCAUCAAUUCUUAUUUUUUUUCUACUCUAAUUGCCACCCCAUCUUGGACAAGGCACGCGGCGACGGAAGUCAAACGAAUGAGGAUGCAGCAGCACGCCGCCCAUGUACCUAGUCCGCAACCGCAAAUUGAUGAUGAGUGUCUUUGUAAACUGAGACUGAUUUGAUUUGACACGUCGCUAAUGGAGAGCUGUGAAC